GUUUUUAUAAAAAUUAUCAACGUAAAUAUAACAUCUGUGACCAUGAUGACGAGUAUUGUUAUGCCUGCAAUGGUGGAGAGAAAGAAAGGCGCAGUCAUAAACAUUUCUUCCGCUGGUGGAGUGCAUCCUAUUCCUCUGCAAACCGUAUACUCCGCCAGUAAAGCAUAUGUGACAUUUUUCUCCCGGUGUAUACAAUCUGAAUAUGAAUCAAAAGGAAUUAUUUGUCAGUGUGUGGUGCCAUAUUCUGUGGUUACAAAUAUGAGCAAGCCAUUUUCUUACGCAACAAAGAGCUCGAAGACAAGGAAACCUUCCUUAUUUGAACCUAGUGCAACCACUUACGCGAAAGCUGCCCUGGAUUCCGUUGGAGUUUCAGAUUUUACCAAUGGAUACUGGGCUCAUGUUCUUCAG
Messenger RNA from Saccostrea cuccullata (small rock oyster), 408 nucleotides. RefSeq names its product very-long-chain 3-oxoacyl-CoA reductase-like. NCBI's taxonomy places the organism in Eukaryota, Metazoa, Mollusca, Bivalvia, Ostreida, Ostreidae. The transcript is spliced from 4 exons. The record is from RefSeq and is a predicted model, not a curated record. Gene Ontology annotation, molecular function: oxidoreductase activity. The annotation marks the transcript as partial. Gene Ontology annotation, cellular component: endoplasmic reticulum.